AUGGUCUGCAGGUGGAGCGCUGGGAUUCCACCUAUGAAGGACCUUUAUAUCAAGAUGUUUUAUGUUUCAAUGCUUGAGAAGAUGGCAGAAUUCCACCAGUGGGAUUUUCAUGCAGAAGGCUCAGAAUUUGAGCUGGGGAAAUGUAGAGAGACGCUUUCAAAAUUAAGCAGAGAUCCUUGUACUGCGAAACUUACAGACUAUGGCAAAAUAUACAUAAUUAUUAAAUAUUCAAAGGAGAAUGAAGUGUCAAUCUCUGUUCAUUUCUGUGAAAAAAAUAAUACCAAUUUCUUUCAGGCUGGACCAUUAACCAAAGUGACGAUUUGUAAGGACAAAGAAGGAAAACCCAAGUCUUUUGGAUUUGUCUGCUUUAAACAUAAAGAAUCAGUGCCUUAUUCGAUAGCUUUGCUGAAUGGAAUCCGUUUGUAUGGAAGACCAAUUAAAGUGCAGUAUCGGUUUGGGAGUUCUUACUCAUCAGAACUAAACAGCCCUACACAUGGUUUUGAAAACUUUAUUGACUUAUAUUCACCUUCAUAUAGGUAUCAAGAGCCUUAUGGAAAUCCUCCAUUUCCUGUUACUCCUUUUCCCAUGAAGAAUAGUUUACCUCAUGAAUAUUUAGGAUUUCAGAAGAUGAUGAACCAUUAUUUAGCACAGCAGUACACGGUACAGAGUCCAGUGGGUCAACAAUUUCCUUACUUUCAGAUGACUCCACCACUGCCUUCAAAUUUAUCCUUUUCUCCCUAUCAGAAUCAAGCUGCAACUUUUAAGUCUGCACAGAGUUCUUUUGAAUUAGCUCUGCCACAUUCAAGUGACUAUGAAGUGCACCAGGUGGAUGAAAGCACCUCUAAAAGAAAGAGAGAGCAGCAAAGUUGUGACAGUGACACUAGCAUUGAGGAUGACAAAAUGAGACAAAGAGAGCGUGACCAAAAAUACAAGAAGCGCAAAGUCAAGAAAAAGAUGCAUUAAUACUCUGUAACU
Messenger RNA from Chaetura pelagica (chimney swift), 975 nucleotides. It is a transcript of the gene RBM11, whose product is annotated as RNA binding motif protein 11. The coding region runs from base 1 to 963 and encodes 320 amino acids. Gene Ontology annotation, biological process: regulation of alternative mRNA splicing, via spliceosome. Gene Ontology annotation, cellular component: nucleus. The transcript has 5 exons. The record is from RefSeq and is a predicted model, not a curated record. Lineage: Eukaryota; Metazoa; Chordata; Aves; Apodiformes; Apodidae. Gene Ontology annotation, molecular function: single-stranded RNA binding.